This is a messenger RNA of Aspergillus heteromorphus CBS 117.55, 2817 nucleotides long. Its product is annotated as putative kinesin family protein (KinA). The transcript is spliced from 2 exons. The record is from RefSeq and is a predicted model, not a curated record. The coding region runs from base 128 to 2740 and encodes 870 amino acids. Gene Ontology annotation, biological process: microtubule-based movement. Gene Ontology annotation, molecular function: microtubule motor activity; microtubule binding; ATP binding. Lineage: Eukaryota; Fungi; Ascomycota; Eurotiomycetes; Eurotiales; Aspergillaceae.
CGAAAAUGAGCAGUCCUGCUACAUCAACGUAAGUGAGAGGAGAAUCGCCGUCGCACCGGGCGCCCGCUAACCCAACCAGGCCAGAGAUGGCUCGGGGGGGGCAUUCACCUUCGAUCAGGUGUUCCCCAUGGACUCCAAGCAGCAGGACAUCUUCAACUUCUCGAUCCGGCCCACCGUCGACGACAUCCUGAAUGGGUACAACGGCACGGUCUUCGCGUACGGUCAGACCGGUGCGGGAAAGUCUUACACCAUGAUGGGUUCCGAUAUCGACGACGACAUCGGCAAGGGUAUCAUUCCCCGUAUUGUCGAGCAGAUCUUCGCCAGUAUCCUCACCAGCCCGAGCAACAUGGAGUACACUGUGCGAGUGAGUUACAUGGAAAUCUACAUGGAGCGGAUUCGCGAUCUGUUGGUGCCGCAGAACGACAAUCUACCCGUACACGAGGAAAAGUCGCGCGGUGUCUACGUCAAGGGCCUGCUGGAGGUCUACGUCUCGAGCGUGCAGGAGGUGUACGAGGUCAUGCGGCGGGGUGGUGCGGCCAGAGCGGUCUCGGCCACCAACAUGAACCAGGAAUCCUCCCGAUCCCACUCCAUCUUCGUCAUCACCGUCACACAGAAGAACCUUGAAACCGGAUCCGCCAAGAGUGGUCAGCUGUUCCUGGUCGAUCUGGCGGGUAGUGAGAAAGUUGGCAAGACGGGCGCCAGCGGUCAGACCCUGGAGGAGGCCAAGAAGAUCAACAAGAGUUUGAGUGCGCUGGGCAUGGUCAUCAACGCGCUGACGGACGGCAAAUCCACGCACAUCCCGUACCGUGACUCCAAGCUCACCCGAAUUCUGCAGGAGAGUCUGGGAGGUAACUCGAGGACGACGCUCAUCAUCAACUGCUCCCCCAGUAGCUACAACGACGCGGAAACCAUCUCCACUCUGCGGUUCGGUGUGCGGGCCAAGGCGAUCAAGAACAAGGCGAAGGUCAACGCCGAGCUGAGUCCGUCGGAGCUGAAGCAGCUGCUCCGCAAGGCCCAGAGCCAGGUGACCAACUUUGAGUCCUACAUCUCGAAUCUGGAAACCGAAGUGCAGGUAUGGCGAAGCGGUGAGGCGGUUCCCAAGGACCGGUGGACCCCCGCCCGCGGCGACGCCGUCAGCGCGACCAAGGCGGAAGCCCGCGCCCCCCGCCCCGGUACGCCUUCGCGCUUGCAGGAAACCGCGCGCUCCGAGACUCCGCGUCCGGACUCCCGGCUGGGCGACCGCUCCAGCACGCCGAGUCUGGUUCUCGAAAAGGACGAGCGGGAGGAGUUCCUACGCCGCGAGAAUGAACUGCAGGACCAGAUCGCGGAGAAGGAGUCGCACAUCGCGAGCAUCGAACGGGGUCUCCGGGAGGCCCGGGAGGAGCUGAAGAACAUGAAGGAGAACUCCGCACGGUCGGGCAAGGACAACGAUAAGCUGAUGACCGAAGUUAACGAGCUGCGCAUGAACCUGGAGAAGGUCUCCUACGAGAGCAAAGAGGCCGGCAUCACCAUGGACAGCCUCCGCGAAGCCAACUCCGAGCUGACGACUGAGUUGGACGACGUCAAGCAGCAGCUUCUGGACGUGCGGAUGAAGGCCAAGGAGACCAGCGCCGCCCUGGACGAGAAGGAGAAGAAGAAGGCGGAGAAGAUGGCAAAGAUGAUGGCCGGCUUCGACCUGGGCGGGGACGUGUUCUCCGACAACGAGCGCAAGCUGCAGGACCUGAUUCAGCGGGUGGAUUCGCUGCACAAGGUCAGCGAGGCCGGCGAGACGAUCGCGCCCGACGAUCUGGUGGAGCUGCGGACGAGCCUGAUGGAGACGCAGGGGUUCAUCCGGCAGGCGGAGCUGACGAUGAACGACCGGGGCGAGCUGAGCGAGCUGCAGGACAGCCGUCGCGUGGAGCUGGAGGAGAAGCUGGCAACUCUCAAGCGGGACUAUGAGAACCUCCUGGAGCGGAACCUGGGCGAAGGCGACGCGGAGGAGAUCCGGGAGCGACUGGAGAAGUUGUACGUGACGCGCAAGGAGGCGGAGAUGGAGGCGGUGGCGGAGCUGCGCAGCGAGAUCGCGCGGAAGGACGAGGAGCUAGGCAAGAUGCGGCAGACACUGACGGACUCGCAGACGCGCGUGUCGACCAACGGGGCGGCGGGCAAGAACCUGCAACAGCAGAUCGCCGACUUCGACGCGAUGAAGAAGUCGCUGAUGCGCGAUCUGCAGAACCGCUGCGAGCGGGUGGUGGAGUUGGAGAUCUCGCUUGACGACGCGCGCGAGCAGUACAACAACGUGCUGCGGUCGUCGAACAAUCGCGCACAGCAGAAGAAGAUGGCAUUCCUGGAGCGCAACCUGGAGCAGCUGACGCACGUGCAGCGGCAGCUGGUGGAGCAGAACAGCAGCCUGAAGAAGGAGGUGGCCAUUGCGGAGCGGAAGCUGAUCGCGCGCAACGAGCGCAUUGCCAGCUUGGAGAGCCUGCUCCAGGAGAGCCAGGAGAAGCUGACCCAGGCGAAUCACCGCUUCGAAGCACAACUCACGGCGGUCAAAGAGCGCCUGGAAGCCGCCAAACAGGGCUCGACGCGCGGUCUUCCAAGUAUGGAUGGCAGCGGCAAUUUCAGUUUUGGCGGCUCGCGAAUUGCAAAGCCGCUGCGAGGCGGCGGCGGCGGCAACGACGGCCCCGCGGCGGCGCCCGUCGCCGGCGUCCAGUCGCAGGAGUCCGGCAAGCGCACCAGCUGGUUCUUUGAUCGACGAUGAUCCACGAUUUCUCUUUUGCUGUCUCUUUUAUCCCUUCUCCGAAAAUAUUUGAUCUUGGAUAAGGGGGAAUGUUGUUU